GCUGUAAACAAAUGCACGUUGGAUAGAAUUUUCUCAUGUUUUGGUUAAAUCGUCAAAAUUUUGUACUUUAACUAUGAUAUUAUGUAUAUUAAAUUUUAGAUAAUUAUUUUUUAAAAUUGCAUGCUUUUUACAAGGCUCAUUUCUAAAGCUAUUUAAAAUGAAAAAAAUCUAAUAAAAGAAAAUUAAUGUUCUUCACAAUAUUAAUUCUAGAUAUCUUUAUUUGCCAUAUUUAUAUAGAAGAUAUAUACUCUUAUAAAUAAAUUGGUUAAUAUUUUCAUAAAAAAAUAUGGAAUACCAAUUAGAAAGACAACAUCUGUGUACUCAUAUAACUACAAUAAAAACAUUCGAAAAUUAUUUAUUUGUGGCUGAAAGUAACCAGAUUCUUUUAUAUGACUGGAAAAAGAGAAUUCUUUUAGAAAAAGAAGUUGUUUUCCAAAGUUGUUCUGUUCAUGGUAUCAGAAUAGAAACUUCAAAUAAAGUCUUAUUUUUUGGUGCAAAAAGUGUGAGAAUAUAUGUAAUUGAAGUCAAAUCUGUGAAAAGACUUAAGAGUAUAACAGAAGAAUUUUAUUUAAAUGAUUGGAUUCACGAUGUUCAGUGGCUGAAGGAAAAUAGGAAAGUUCCAAACUCUUUUGCUGCUAUUUCGGCUCAUAACUGCUUGUCAGUAUGGAAUAUUAAUAAGACUCAAACUAGCAUCUUUCAAAGCACAGAGAAUUGCAUAUUAUAUGCUGGAUGUAUAAUAUGCUGUAAUUCUGAAUUAAUUGUUGUUGCAGCUGGCACUGUAUUUAAAGAAAUAAUUUUAUGGUCUCCUAAUUCUAUUUCAGAAAGCAAUGGUAGAAAGCCUUCUAUUCACAACUUAACUGGACAUCAAGGAGUGAUAUUUUCCAUCUCUUAUAAUAAACAUUAUAAACUUUUGAGCUCAACAUCUGAUGAUCGCAGUGUGAGACUCUGGAAAGUGCACAGCAAUUCAGCUUUAAAUGAUGACACAUUAGAAUUUUGGGAAAAAGCAGCUAUUCAAGUUUCACAUGUUUUGUUUGCUCAUGAGUCUAGAGUUUGGAUGUCUACUGUUUUAGAUAACUGCAUCUUGAGUGUUGGUGAGGAUUCUCAAAUUUGUUUCUGGGAUUUGAAUGGAGUACUACUGAAAAAGAAGAAGGCUCAUAAAGGUGGUAGCAUAUGGUGCUUAGAAACAGCACACACACUUUCUAUAAAUGAUAACGAUGAAAGCAAACCAAUGAAAAAGUACAUUGCUUUUACUGGUGGCAGUGAUGGUGGUGUUUAUAUGUGGGAUGUAGAAAAUGCAUUUGUUAGUGGAAAAAUCUCACAAAUCUCUCUUCAUUCUAAGGAUAUUUCAUCGACCGCAGAUUUUCCAAGAAUUACUUGCCUUUUAACUGGUAAAUUAGAGAAGCAUUUGAUGGUGACAACUGAUAAAGGAUGGUUAUCAUUGUACAACAUGGAACUUAAAAAUUGGGAGGAUAUUUUCUAUGACAAUGCUUUUUCCUCGUAUUGUGUACCAUCAGUUUCAAUUGGAAGUUUAUAUCUGGCUUUAGGUAGUAUUUCUGGUGAAGUAGCAUUACUGAGUCUAAAAGAUUAUUCGCCUGGAAAAAUUGAAAUAAAAAAAUUUACAGCUCAUGAGAAUAAAAUAUGUUCUUUACAUUGGGUUAAUGAAGCAAGUGAUCAUCUUCUAACAUGUAGCAUCAAAGGACAUAUGAUUUUUUGGAAGGUUACCUAUGAAAAUGAGGAAUUUAAUAUGGUGUGUGUUCAAGAAUUAUUCCUUCCAAAAUGUAAACAUCACUGGUGGUCAACUGCUGCACUUUAUAUCACUUCUGAAGAUUGCAUUAUUGUAGGAGAUAGAAGUGGCAGUAUAUCUAUAUAUUCAAAGCUGCAUACUAAGAUCAAUCCUAAAUCAGAGGAUAAUAAGAUAAUCCCUUGUAUGUCGCACCGUUAUAUCCAUGGGGAUAAUGGUGUUACUGAUAUUCAGCAACAUAAGUCAUUAAUUUAUUCUGCAGGACGUGAUGGAAAGGUUCAGCUCUAUGUUUUACAUGAUAAUAAUUUAAAUUUACUUCAUACCAUCAAGGUUUCACAUGAUUUGGAAUGGAUAGGAAGAAUGCUUUUCUAUGACGAGGACUUACUUUUGCUUGGAUUUCAUACAAAAAAUUUUAUGGUGUGGAGCACUCAACUAGAAAGUUCCAUUAUGACAGUGGAAUGUGGCGGUGGUCAUAGAUCAUGGGAUUUUUGUCUUUCUGAAGAUGGAACUGCUACAUUUGCUGCAAUUAAGAAGAAAGAUGUGAUAUUUUGUUCAGAAAAUUUACAGCAUAUACUUAACAAAUCUUUUUUGAAAACUGGUAUUUCAGGGCAGGAAUUUUGCUGCACAGCUUAUUUGUUCACUAAGAAUAUCAAUACUCUAGGUUCCAUGUCAGUUGUUGCAUGUGGAGGUGAAGAUAAUGCUUUACGCAUUAUUGGAUUUGUUACUGAAGUAGGAAAAGAACAUGAAGUUUUGUCAUUGUGCAAUCUCUCAGGACAUUUGUCAAGUAUCAAAGCCAUCAGCAAGUUGAACUUAUUUGAAGAGAAUGCUUAUCUUGUUGUCUCAGUUGGUGGAAGAGCACAAAUGAUGAUAUGGAGAAUAACAGACGAUAUUUCUGUUCAAGGGCAGCAGUUGGGCUCAUUUAUUUUAUCUGGACUUGGUGAAACAGUAAAGCACUGUAAGAAAGAUAGUAAGAAUAUUCAGUUCGAUCCUCAAACUCGUUUAAUGGAUGUUGCUAUUUGUAGACCUGAAGAACAAGAGUUUUCAUCUGGAACAUAUAUUAUUUCUACUGCAUGUUCCGACAGUUAUUUUAGGAUCUAUACAUUUGAUAUCUACUCAAGAAAAUUAUCCUUAUGCUUUAAUUUACAUCAUGGAGAGCAUUGCAUCUUAAGUUUGUCCCAAAUUUUACUUACAAAUGAUUCAAACAAGAAUAUAUUCUUUGUAACUGGAGCAACUGAUGGAUAUAUCAAAGUUUUUAAUCAAAAGCUCUGCAGGUAUAAGAACUCCAUGCAAAGCAACAUUUUACCUCAAGUUGUUAUGCCUGAUUUGCGGAUGAAAUCUCACCAAUCUGGAAUAAAUGCUCUUGAUGUCAAAGCUAUCAAUGAUACAAACUGGUUAAUUGGUACAGCUGGGGAUGAUAAUGCUCUUUCUUUAUCUAUAGUACAAUUUGAGAGACUUUCAUCUGAGGACAUAAAGUGUACAGAACUUAGCAGAGCUCAAAUAAAAUCUGCACAUGCAUCAGAAAUAACAGGUCUCAAAAUACUCAAUAGGGAAACAAUUGUAACUGCAUCAAUUGAUCAGAGGAUAAAUGUUUGGACUUGGAAACUUAUAGAAGGUGAUCUAGCAAUUGAUCUCGCAAUUUCAAAAAUAUCUCUUAUUCCUGAUAUAGCUCAUUUAGAAGCAUGGCAAAAUAAAAUCACUAAAAUUUGGACUUUACUUGUAUGUGGACAAGGCAUUGAGAGUUUUACUUUUGCUAUGUGUGAUACAAAUAUGUAAAACUGCUUUAAAACAAAAAAGGAUAGCUUUUAUUUAUUCUUUUAAAAAUAUUUUUUUAUAAGCAAAUAAAUUUGUUUUUAUUUUA
Molecule: messenger RNA, 3599 nt
Organism: Argiope bruennichi
Lineage: Eukaryota; Metazoa; Arthropoda; Arachnida; Araneae; Araneidae
Product: WD repeat-containing protein 6-like
Exons: 24
Coding region: 287-3514 (1075 amino acids)
Biological process (GO): tRNA methylation
Cellular component (GO): cytoplasm
Molecular function (GO): protein binding
Source: RefSeq, a predicted model, not a curated record